GAACCAUGUGAUAUAGCAUGGUGGUAAAUGGGUUGCAGGCAGGGUAAAGGUGCACAGGGAAAUAACCUUGCAGGGCGUUCCUCCCUCCUCGGGGAGCAGAGUCUCUGGGCAGCGCAGAUCCCCGUGGGUCCGACAGCACCUCGGCCUUAAUGCCUGCACAAGUUUUGGGGGCUCUCUGAAACCCACAGAAAGCAGGAAUGUCUUUUAGCAGAAGGAACUGGUCUCAUCUCUCCAGCCUGGCCAGGCAGAGGACCCUUGAGGAUGAAGAAGAGCAGCAAAGAGAGCGCCGGCGAAGGCACCGGAGCCUGCUGUCCUCCACAUCAACAGAUGAAGGACCUCCUAGCCCUGUGAAAGACACCAGUCCAGCUUCCAGCAGACCGCAAUCCCUGGUGAAGCUGGUGCCUCCGGAGGACAGGGAAGACCAUAAGCUCUCGGAGGUGCUGAAGACACAAGAAAGGAAAUGGACAAGGUCCCCGAUGGCCAUCUCUGAAAAGUUGAGGCAGGAGAAGGAGCAGCAGGAGCCAGGGGUGGGAACAAGCCGGGUGGAGUCAGGGACACAGCUACGCAGGGGACAGGAGAACAUCCAGUCUGGAGAGAGGGAUCAGGAUGUGACCAAGGGCAGAGGGGACCCACCAGGAGACCAGCACCCAGAGCCGACCUCAGAGAGGAAGGUGGUGGUGAGGGGACGGCUCCAGGACAAAGAGGGACAAGGUGUGGGGACGCCUCGGGGAGAGCAGAGGAAGGAGGUGGGGGAGCCGCAGCAACGGGCAUCACCGGAGCUCGGGGGCUGCCGGCUCCGCGAAGUGAAGAUCCUGACCAGACAGGGAAGCCGCAGCAUGGAGGAGAAGACAGCCUUGGUGGUGACCUCGUCUCCGGACCAGCAGCAACCAUCCAGGAAUCCCUCAAAGGAGGUAAUACAGCUGCCUCCCACCCAAGAUGAACCUGCAGAGAAGUCAGAUACUUCUCCAACUCACAUCACCUACAGCAGCUCCAUCAGACGAACCAGCCCAAGAACUGUCUCCUUUCGGGUGAUCUCAAGAAAACAGAAAGAAGAAAGCCAAAGCCCUCUCACAAGGAGUGCAAGUCUGAGGAUCCCAGGUAGCAGCACCACCAUUGGGGAGAAGCUGGAAAAGUACACCUCAGCCGUGCAGCGCUCGGAGGUGGUGAAAUCGUCCCUGGCGGUUCAGAAGAGCCUCUUGCUGUCCUCAGAGGGGGUGGCCAGCAAGCGCAACUUCUUUGAGGCGAGUGCUCCCAGCAAGUCUGAACCACUGGCUGUCAGAAAGGACAAUCUGAAGAUCCCAGGAUCGGUGACAUCUCGCAUUAAUCUGUGGAUCAGCCGAACUCAGGAACCUGCCAAGGAGGAAAAGAGCAAGGACAUCAGGAAAAUAAACAGCCUGCCAAACCGUGAUGUCUGGGUAAAGCAGCCUGGAGACACCCCUGGAGACACCAAGUCGUAAUAAUAUUGUAAUAAUAUCAGAUGAUCUGGGAAAAACUGUUUUGCUCUGAAGAUCAAAGCCAGCCCUACCCAACCGUCCAGCAGUCCACUGCCAUGAGAGUCUCCUGUGCCAUGUGUAGGUGCACCCCAGGUUGCUGGGGUCUUCUGCUUGUGGGACAGGAAGGAAGAAGACUGGAGGAUUAUCCCUGCACCCCCAGUCCUCAUUCACUGCCUGCCUGAGAGUGCCCAGGCCUGGAGGCUCCUUGCAAAUGCUGAAGGCAGACUCUUGCCUCAUUUCCCCAAAAUGUGUCUUUGUUUUGCUCCUAAUCUCUGGCUGUGCCCCAUAGCUGCUUGCAAAGAGGAUCAGCCUAUAUGUCUCCUUUGCAGCUGGAUCAUGUUGGUGGGGCUAGAAGCUGCCUGGCCAAGGGAGUUUCAGCUGCACGUCCAUGGACCAUGUCCAUCCCUGCUGCCUGGCCCGUGUGGGGUGAGGUAGGGUAGGCAGAUGUCACCCCCUCUCCUAGGCUGUCACUGCUGGGGGGACCCAACCAAAAGCACAUGGUGUUUGCAAAGUCACACGGGGGCUGGUGUAACGGAGAUGCCUCACUGAAGAAGGGUGGACCUGACGGCCCUGGUGCUUCCCUCCAGCACGCAGCCGAGCCAGAGCCAAAUACUUGGCCUUCUCCACCCUCCUUUACUCUCCCCUGCCCCCUACAAGCAGCAACCCCUUUCACUUAGUGAUACAGGAAGGGUGGGCUAGCCAUGGCCCUAUUUUUGGGGUUGCAUGGAGCUGAGUGCCCUGUGCUGGGCUCCUUCUGCAAACCCCAUUUCCCUCUCGCUCUUCUUCCUGAGCCCUUUGCUUGUAGCUGUGAAAACCCUUGGUCUUGCACUUCCCAGGCUGCUGAGCCCACCCAGAAGGGAAGUGGGGUGCUGUCUCGAGGCCAGCUUUAGGGUGCCAUGGGCAGCACAUAAAAAAGUGCUCAAAUCCUUGUGCUGGAGCCAUUCAAUGGGCUAGGGCUGUGCCUUAAGCAACCAUUGUGGGUGUCCAAAUUCAGUGUGGGACUCUACUGCUGCUACUGGAUCUGAUCUUGCUUGCUGGGCUGUGGAAAGGACUUUGUUUCUCUGUGCCUUUUUUUUCUAAUAAAAGUUGCUCUUUCUAAGA
Tyto alba (common barn owl) is the source of this 2594-nucleotide messenger RNA. RefSeq names its product ladinin 1 (gene LAD1). The transcript has 10 exons. The record is from RefSeq and is a predicted model, not a curated record. Bases 198 to 1457 code for a protein of 419 amino acids. Gene Ontology annotation, molecular function: structural molecule activity. Lineage: Eukaryota; Metazoa; Chordata; Aves; Strigiformes; Tytonidae.